CUGCUCAUCUGCGCCUGCGCACCUCGUACAGCUGCGGGCAACAACAGACUGAACGAACUGCCCUUUCAUUCCAAGAUGGCGGACUUACUAGGUUCAAUCUUAAACUCGAUGGAAAAGCCUCCAACUGUCGGCGACCAGGAAAGCCGACGAAAGGCUCGAGAGCAAGCAGCAAGACUUAAGAAGAUGGAGGAACAUGAGAAGAGAAAGAAGGCUGAGUUCAGGAAAAAGAUGGAAAAAGAGGUUUCAGAUUUCAUCCAAGAUAGCACACAACAGAAAAGAAAAUACAACCCCAUGGGGAAGAUUGAAAGAAGUAUAUUGCACGAUGUUGCAGAGGUGGCUGGUUUGACUUCUUUCUCUUUCGGAGAGGAUGAGGAGAGCCGUUAUGUCAUGCUUUUUAAGAAGGAGUUUGCUCCGUCAGAUGAGGAGCUGGAGGCCUACCGCAAAGGAGAGGAGUGGGAUCCCAAGCUGGCAGAGCAAAGGCGAAGACUAAAAGAACAGGCUGCAUUAGAAGAAACAGAAUCCAAUCAGACAAAGAAGGCAGAGGCGUGUCCCAACUCAAACUACAGAGACAAGUACAGUCACCUGAUCGGCACCUCGGCUGCUAAAGACGCAGCGCACACACUAGAGGCCAACCAGGCCUAUGGCUGUGUGCCAGUCGCAAACAAGAGGGACACUCGCUCCAUAGAAGAAGCCUUGAACGCAAUCAGAGCAAAGAAACGUCAGAAGCUAGAGGAUGACACAGGAGCUCACAGCAGCAGCUCCUGAGUGUGCACCUUUUUGCCCACUGUCUACUGUUGAGUGUGUGUGUGUGUGUGUGUGUGUUUGUACGGGUGCAUAUGUGCGCCUGUCUACGCCAUCCUAAUAAUGCAAUAUCCGAUCGUUCAGACAUUUAAGAGUAUAACUUAUAAUGACAGGUGUUAAACGUUGGAUGAAGGCUACUCUGACUUGGACUUUGUUGAAAUGAUGGAUGCUCAGGUGUGUCUGAUUCAGGAGGUGGAUCAUUAUACAUGUUUAACGUUUUAUCAUGAUGCUUAGGUCUUUGUAAAGCCUUUUACAUACAUGAUCAGACCCUAUACGCUUUGAGAAAUUUGUUUUGGGUUAAAAAAGAAAAAUAAACUGUGCAGUUUAUGCUCAGCAAUUCAAAAACACCCGUUACCCUCAUACGUCGUUUUUAAAGAAACUUUUUUUUUUGGUAGGUUUAUUGCAGAUUUACAGUUUUAGGCUGGUUUUAAACAUUAAAAAUGUAAGUAAUUUUGAGCGUCGGAUUCAUUUUGGAAGCAAUAUUUUAGACAAAUGCAUGGGUGUAAAGUUUCAUAUAACAAGCUCAGUUUUUAAAAGGGAUCAGGAAUGAUGUUUGUUGUUCAGUUCAUGGUUUGCCUCUUUUUCUGAGGCUCACUUUGUUUCAGAAUCAUUGUAAGGUAUAGAGCAUGUAAUUUCCCUCACUGCAAGAGAAAAAUCAUGUCAUAUGGAUCAUAGGAAUGUUUGUCUGACUGUGAUUACAAGUAUUUUUGCCAAUUUACAUUGUGUUAUUAUUAAGCCUGCCAUGUGUUGGUUUAAAAUUGGCAUUAUGGUAGACUCAUACAGACAUUUGUGACCUGCCUAUUGUUUGUGAUAUCUUCAGUAAGUUUAGGCAUCUUGAUGUCUAUUUUAACAUGGUUGCACUGUUUUAUCCUUGAUGUGUGUUAAUUAAAGGAGAUUUCUCUGUAUGUUACCCACUGUACAAAAAUCAAAUCUUUGUUUUUCA
Molecule: messenger RNA, 1744 nt
Organism: Notolabrus celidotus (New Zealand spotty)
Lineage: Eukaryota; Metazoa; Chordata; Actinopteri; Labriformes; Labridae
Gene: spag7
Product: sperm associated antigen 7
Exons: 7
Coding region: 76-765 (229 amino acids)
Molecular function (GO): nucleic acid binding
Source: RefSeq, a predicted model, not a curated record